CACACAGGAAAAUGUUCUCGGUUUGUGAGUAUUUUUCUGAUGAGAAUCUUAUUUCACCGCCAGUCGAAUAAUUAUUAUCGGGCUGUUGUGAUUGAUAAAUGAUUGUCGUUACUUUGUUCGUACAAUAGUUCUGAAACAUGAUAAGUGAACGGUGAAGAACGGUAAAUCAGUCAUAAACUGAGUGAUGUGUAUUUCAAGUGGAGAGUGGUGAUUGAUUUGAUGAAAUUGUUAACACGAAAUUUCUCAAUUUAAUGUUACGUGAACUUGCUAUAAGCAUUUCGCAUUUUACGCGACAAGUUGCUGUUCAAAAACAAUUUCUCGUGAACGGAGAAAAUAAUCCUAAAGUUUCAAAAAUCCGAUGAAAAGUUCCUAUUUUGUGAACCUUUCGUUACAUGUUACGAAAAUGCGAGUAAAUUUAUCAUUUACACCUUACAACAAUCACCGUUCAUCAUCUCGACUAUUUUCGUAUACAUUUGGUAGCAACGACAAACGAAUAAAAACUGAAAUUCAAAUAAAUCAAAAUCAACGAAACACGAAAGAAAAAGGUGUCGUCAUAUAAACGAAAAAGCCUCAGGUGAUUAUAUCUUGUAACCAUGUUAACAUAAGACUAAAAAGUGAUAAUUUUAGCCGUACACGUCAGAAUGCAAAAUUCUAAAAUUGGACUGAAAGCUGAGUUUUAAUAAAAGAGUUCAUUGAAGACAGUUGUGUAGACAGUUAAAGUGACAAAAAUUUUUAAUUCUUAUUAUCAUGACAAAAAACGUCGAUAUCGUCAGUGAAAUAAUUGGUGAUUGGGGACCGUGGCAAUUUCGUUCUGUUGCCUUAAUAUACUUAUGCAAAAUACCGUCUGCAUGGUUCAUGGCCUGCAUAAUAUUUACAGCACCGAUUCCUAAACCGAUUGAAGUGGCUUGCAAUCAACCACAAACUCAGACUACAUUCCAUCAGCAUUCCUGGCAGGCAUCUAAUAUUACCGACAAAUACGCUGAGGUCCCGACAGAUUUUUGUUUCCAAUUGAACCGCACAUCGCCAGACACACGAUAUUAUGAAGAGGAAGAUGAUCGAGAUUCUGUGCCGUGUGAAUCGUUUCGAUUCACCACACCGUUUGAAACGACAGUCACUAAAUUCGGUUUGGUCUGCGCACGGUCAAUUCUUAUAGCGACCUCUCAGUUCUUUCAUUUGUUCGGUGUAUUGACGGGAGGGAUUCUGGCCAUUAAGCUAAUGGAGACAACUAGUCCUCGCACUCUCAUGCUUCACGGAAUGGUUUUUCAGAUAAUUUUUGGAUGCUUCGCUGCAUUGUCCGUCAACUACGAAAUCCAUAUGCUAUUGAGGUACCUAGCAGCCGUGUGUUUGGCUCAAAUGUACACAGCUGGACAAGUGAUAUUCACCGACAUAACCGGCAGCAAAUACCGAUCCACUUCAGUGUGCUUUUUCGAAACCUUUUGGUCGAUUGGAGUCAUUCUACUGCCUGGCAUUGCUUUCAUCGACCCAAAUUGGUACAGCAUUUCCCUGUUGAUAGCACUGCCUACCAUUUUUUACAUUCCGAUCUGGUGGUUGAUACCAGACACACCAAGAUGGUACCUGGCAAAAGGACAGGUCGACGAGGCUGUGGACAUUAUCAACUACGCUGUCUCAGUAAAUAACACAAAACAUCUCAUAUCGGAGGCGGAAAUACGUCAACGCUUGUUCAAUCAUGUCUCGUCAAAUGAAAAACAAGCCCCACCGCCAAAAUGGCAUUCGUUGUGGAGCGAUAGUCGAACGGUUGUGUCAAUAUUAGCAGCACACAUUGCAUGGGCCGUUUAUGUUACAAAUUACAAUGGAAUGCUACUGAAUGUGAAAGCUUUCGGACGAGAACAUCUUUCGUUAAACACAGUUUGUCUUGGUUUCAGUGAGAUAGUUGGCGUUUUCAUUGGAUAUUCUUUGAUAGCUAAUUGUAAGAAAAAGUGGCAGUACGCUGGUAUGUUUAAUAUAUUUGCUGGAUCAUUUGCCUCGGUCGGUUAUUUCUAUCCCAGUUCAUUACCUCCAGACACGAAAGUCGGUCUGCUAAUGCUAACCGCAAUCAUUCCGAAAAUCGCCGUGUCCUGUUCUCAAUCCAUCUUAUUCACCUGCACUGCUGAACUGGUGUCGCCGGACAAACGAAAAAUUUUAAUGUUCUCGUGCGUGGUAUGGGCAAGGAUUUGUCUAUUGUCAGCUCCCUACAUCGGCACUCUAUUAGAGAUUCAUCAAGUGUUGCCGUUAAGUGUGUUCGGUGGGCUGAGCGCGAUUGGAGGCGUGUGCACGUGUUUGAUAAGAACAUCGAAAACUUUUGAAACACAAGCAGAUGCUGAGAAAGAAUUACCAACAGCCUGUGAGCCACGCAGAAUAUUUACGAUUGAGAAACUUUAAGGAGGAGGUGUCGUUUUGUUGCUGAGAGAGAGAGAGAGAGAGAGCUUCAAACAUUCCGAUAACUCGUUGUAGCUUCUGUGAAGCUGCCGAUCUUGUAACAUUAUUCAGUGAAAGCAUAUAUAUUCAGUACUAACAGUUUCAAAGGAAUUAUGGAAAUUUUUGGCCUACGUAUUCCUAGUGAUAAUAAUGGUUCUACGCACUACGCCUAUGCAUAGAUAGACUUAGGGUGGAAUCGCACUUCACUGUUUUCCGUCUCCGUUUAGAUAUUGCGCAUGCGCACAGAGAGAAUUCUCUCUCUGCGCAUGCGCAUUGCCUAAACGGAGACCCAAAACGGUGAACUGCGAUUGCAGCUUUAGGUAUACAAUCGCGCUUUCAUGGUGGUAAAAAGAGGUUGGUUUAGACUAUCUAUUUGACAAACUAGAUUUAAUGUCCUCCGAUUCGUAUUGAUCGGACAGGAUGAUUUACUUAUAUUGUCGCAUACAUCCAAUAGAGUGGGAUAUGAUAAGCUUAUUGUAAUUUUUAUGUAUUGACAAUAAAACACUUAAGUAAAUUAA
Messenger RNA from Bradysia coprophila, 2933 nucleotides. Its product is annotated as organic cation transporter protein-like. Lineage: Eukaryota; Metazoa; Arthropoda; Insecta; Diptera; Sciaridae. The record is from RefSeq and is a predicted model, not a curated record. Gene Ontology annotation, molecular function: transmembrane transporter activity. Gene Ontology annotation, biological process: transmembrane transport.